This is a messenger RNA of Paramecium sonneborni, 228 nucleotides long. Lineage: Eukaryota; Ciliophora; Oligohymenophorea; Peniculida; Parameciidae. The record is from the annotation of a GenBank genome assembly.
AUGGAAAUAUUUUCAUAUAGAAAUCAAUUAAUCUCAACAAUUUAAGGUUUCACUGAUCCAGAAUUUAAUUAAAAAAUGGAACAUCCUGAUGAUUCGACAUCCUUAGUUAUUUAUAAUAGAGAAUAUUAAUUAUUAUAUUAGUUAUAAUAAUUAUUAGGAGAUGAAAAUUAUAAAUUAAUGUUGAAACAUAUCAAAUAACAAAACAUCGAUAAAUAUGAUUUCUACUGA